AUGUCCGAAAAGGAAAACCUGCGGGACCAGUUCGUGUCGGGUCCCGCGAGCGACGAGAUGAGGAGUCGGUUGUUCGCGGAGCCGGACUUAACCUACAAACGGGCGGUGGAGUUGGCGAUGGCACUGGAGGCCGCGGAACGUCACGCGGAGACGAGCGGCGCGGGCACAGCGGGCACGGUGGGCGCAGCGGGCGCAGCGGGCGCGACGGCGGUGCACCGGCUGGGGAGCGGCGGCGGCAGGGCGGGCCGCAGGCCGAGCGGAGGCGGCGGCAGCGGCAGCGGCGGCGGUGGCAGGCUGUGCUGGCGGUGCGGGCGCGGUCACCCACCGGACAGGUGCCGCUUCAGGAACUUUUCGUGUGAUCGAUGCGGCGCUAAAGGGCAUCUAAAGGUGAUGUGUAAGACCGGUGUUGAGAGGCGUCGGGAACCUUCGGAUAGUGAGGUAUUUAUGAACAAAAAACAGUUGCAUAACAUCGCAGAAAGCAGUGAGUCCGAGUACGACGAUUUCUUUAAAAUUUGUGUAAACGGCUCUAAUGAUAAGCCUUAUGUACUCAAGAUUAUUGUUAAUUCUGUACCGAUUUCUUUUGAAGUAGACACGGGGAGUAAAAUCUCAGCAAUCAAUUGCGAAUUUUAUCGUAAAUACUUUUCACAUAGUAAAAUAUCGGGAACUAAACUUAAAUUACAUUCAUAUACGGGUGGUACAAUAGAACCUUUAGGUUUCAUUAUCGUGUCGGCCCAGUGCGUGGACGCGCACGGUGAGACGCGCGCCGCGCGGGCGCUCCCGCUGUACGUCAUCCCCGGAGGGGGGCCCCCGCUCCUGGGCCGCGCGUGGCUACGUUGUUUACAUCUCGAUAAAAUUAAUAUUGCACUAUACAAUAUUGAGUCUCACGGGGAGUCUGAACAUAUCGUACAGAAAUUGAGUCGCGAGUUUGCCGAUGUUUUUGCCCCGGGUUUAGGAACGUGCACGAGUCGAUUCAGCCUCAGAUUACGAGAUAGUAAACCUAUAUUUAUUAAAGCUCGUAACUUACCCCUAGCGAUGCGCAAACCGGUCGAAGCGGAAUUAGAUAGGUUAGUUCAGGAAGGAACUAUAGUAAAAAUUCAAAAUUCUGAGUACGGGACGCCGAUCGUGCCCGUGGUCAAAAGAAAUGGGGAUAUCAGAAUUUGUGGGGACUACAAGGUCACGGUUAAUCCUCAACUCGUACGCGAACCGUAUCCCUUGCCGCGUAUCGAGGAGCUGUACGCCACGUUGAGCGGCGCUCAGGUGUUCUCAAAAAUCGACUUGGCACACGCGUACGAGCAAUUUUUACUUGAUGACGAUUCACAAGCGUGCACGGCAAUUAGUACUCACGUAGGUACUUUCAAGUACAUCCGUACGCCUUACGGAUUAAGUUGCAUCCCCGAAAAAUUUCAAAAGUUUAUGGAGGAGGUGAUGAGGGGCGUCCCGAUGACGGUCGUUUUCAUCGACGAUAUUUGCGUAGGCGGAGUCUCUUUUAGUGAUAAUUUACGUAAUUUGAGAGAGGUAUUAGCUAGAUUGCAGAAUGUGGGACUUAGAAUUAAAUUUGAUAAAUGCGAGUUCUUUAAAAGCAAAGUUUGCUACUUAGGGCACGUUAUAGAUAAAAACGGGCUUCAUCCAGAUGAUAAAAAAGUAGCAGCCAUACUCAAAGCUCCCCGGCCUGAGGACGUCACACAACUUAAGGCAUUUCUGGGUCUCGUAAAUUAUUACGGUAAAUUUAUUGCACAUUUGAGUACUAUUUUAUAUCCACUUUAUAAAUUGUUGAAAAAAGAUACCCCUUGGAAGUGGAAUACGACAUGUGAUGAGGCCUUUUCACAAAUAAAGCGUAUGUUGAGCUCUGAUGUUGUGUUGGCUCAUUACGACCCGAAUGUCGAGUUGGUGCUGAGCGUCGACAGCAGCGCCUACGGCAUAGGUGCGGUACUGGCGCAUAGGUAUAAAGACGGUAGUGAAAAACCUAUCUGCUACUCGUCGCGGACGCUAUCCUCGGCUGAGCUUUCAUAUAGUCAGCUGGACAAGGAAGCCCUAGCUAUUUAUUUUGGCGUCAUUAAAAAUCACCAAUAUCUGUACGGCAGAAAUUUUACAAUUCGGACGGACCACAAGCCAUUGUCUCACAUUUUUGGCGAUAAAAUAGGUAUUCCGCAGUCUGCGGCUAGUAGGUUACAGCGGUACGCGGCGCGGCUGGCGGCCUACACCUUUUCUAUUGAGUGGAUUAAUUCAGCGAGUAAUGCACCCGCAGACUGCCUAUCUCGUCUUCCUUUACAGUCAAAGUAUGUCACCGAAGACGACGAUAGUAUAUCGUAUUUAUUUUUUAUAGAAAAUGAAUUUCCUAUUAAUUAUAAAGAUAUCGCAAAGGCUACAGCGCGAGGCUCCAUAUUGCGUAACGUUGUAAGAUACAUAUCUGUCGGUUGGCCUAAAGAUGUAUCUCAUAAAGAGAAGUGCUACUUCGAUAGAAGAAAGGAUCUAUUGAUCGAGAAUGGUUGCAUCGUUUUCAACUAUCGAAUCGUCGUACCGCCCGUAUACCGAAAAAAAAUUCUAGCCGAAUUGCACGAGGGCCACUUAGGCAUCGUAAAAAUGAAAAGUAUUGCACGAAGCUACGUUUAUUGGCCGGGAAUAGACGCCGAGAUUGAAAAUAUUUGUAAGUCGUGUAGUGCCUGUCGCCAGCAGCGCGAUCUCCCCCGCACGCCCCUCUCACGCCGUGGCAGUUCCCCGCGCGCUCCUGGCAGAGGCUCCAUGCGGACUUCGGCGAGUACAAGGGCAAACACUAUUUAAUUAUAAUCGACGCCCAUAGUAAGUGGAUCGAGGUGUUUCAAAUGAACACCACUAGUGCCUCGGCCGUAAUUAAGAUAUUUCGGGAAAUAUUUGCUAGGUUCGGGCUUCCGUCCCAAAUUGUUACCGAUAACGGGCCACCUUUCACUUCUAGUGAAUUGAAAUCGUACUUGGAUAGGAACGGCAUCGUACAUAAUCUAACUAGCCCCUAUAGGCCAAAGGGUAACGGGGCGGCCGAGAACGCUGUAAAAACAGUUAAAAACUGUAUAAAGAAGGCUCACUACGAGGGGUUAGACGUGGAGCGAGCCCUUAGCAAAAUGCUCUUUCAAUAUCGUAAUUGCGAGCACGCAACUACCGGAAUUCCCCCCGCCGUGGCCCUCCUGGGUCGCAGGCUUCGUGGGCGUCUAGAUCUCCUGCGUUUCGAUGUGGAGGAGCGUGUUCGGGCCAAACAGUCGCAGCAGGUCGAGCGUGCAGGCGGCACGCACCGUGACGUAGGCGUAGGUGACAGGGUAUUCGUGCGAGACUACUCGUUACGUAACAAU
Molecule: messenger RNA, 3317 nt
Organism: Aricia agestis (brown argus)
Lineage: Eukaryota; Metazoa; Arthropoda; Insecta; Lepidoptera; Lycaenidae
Exons: 2
Coding region: 1-2778 (925 amino acids)
Source: RefSeq, a predicted model, not a curated record